This is a messenger RNA of Penicillium samsonianum, 2205 nucleotides long. RefSeq lists its product as uncharacterized. The record is from RefSeq and is a predicted model, not a curated record. NCBI's taxonomy places the organism in Eukaryota, Fungi, Ascomycota, Eurotiomycetes, Eurotiales, Aspergillaceae. The transcript has a single exon. The coding region runs from base 1 to 2205 and encodes 734 amino acids.
AUGAAUCACCGUUUUUACAGUCACGGACGGGACAAUAAGAGCCAUAUCAAGUGGAUCUUGAAGUUAGUCGAAGAGGUCAAAGUUUUAGAGGACAAGAUAAACUCGUUGCAAGAAGGCCCCGAGACAGAAGAACCACAAGUCCGCCUUCAUUAUCAGUCUCUUCUAUCGCAUGAAGUCCCAUUUUCCGCAUUGAACCAUUUGCCAGAAGACUCCCAUGUGAGAAUUCUAAAAAAGGCCCUCCACGGAGUCACAGAAGCCCUUCUGAAUCGACUAUAUAAGAUGGCCCCAUCACUCAACGAUUCCGGUCCGAUGGUCGAGGACCUUACCGAGCAUACUGCCAGAGAGCCCAACGAGGGCGAUUACGUUAUGCGAUACGUACUUCGCGAGUUCCUAUUAUGGCAAGGCGACAGAGAAGUCCUCCUAAAGGCGAAAAAAAUGGAAACAAUCGACUUUUUCCUACGAAGCGUGCCUUGGGUUCUUCAGAACCUCGUGAAGUUUUUCGAGUUACUCGGUAGACCGGACACGUUACAUUUCCUCCGCGACGCUGUUUUAGAUUUUGCUGUUUCCCUUGACGCACCUGAUCCGUCCUCUGUUAGUAUUCUGGGCGGCCCGAUUGUCAUUGACAAACUGCGGAAGAUGACCGUCCGAGAAUGGGAUAUUGUAUACUCCCAUUUCUCAAACGUAGUCGAUUGGGCAACUAUUGGAUGUCUCUGUGUUGAUUUCGAAGAAGUUGUCUGUAUCAAGCGACUUAUCGCGCUGGGAAGGUACACCGAUGGCGAUGGUGACUCUGGGUGGUCCCACGAAGGGCUCCUCUCUAACGGAAACCCAUUGGCUCUAUUUCAUGGAUUUGUGGCCGACACCAAAGGUUUCGCAGAUCCUCCUAUCCCAACGAGUGUUGUGGAGAGCGGUGUAGAGACCCAGAAACAAUCUCGCUGCUACCUUGGUGGGAGAAUGGCAAAGAAAGAUCCUUUAGCUCCUCUCUUGAUACAAGAGCUCGUCAACCGUUCGGCCCGCUUUAUUGUUUUCGUGCUGGACAAAGAAAAGGCCGGCGACUUUGCCGCGCAGAUCAUAUCUUGCAACGAAGACCAAGAUAAAGUGCCUUGGAUUACGCGCAAAAGGUCAGCCAUUGUUGGCGAGUGCUUGGACGACACGCCAUGGACAAUAGAAUGGUCACUUCAAAACAUCAUCUCGGAUCUUGCAACUCUUCGAUUUCUGAAAGAGAGAAAUCUCAACGAAGACUUUUUUCAAUUUUUUGUCAUUGAUCGAUCCUCUGGACGGGACUUCACAAUAUUUGAUGAAGUGACGGAUGCUUUAUCUUUGCUUGCUGGAGACCUUGCUCUAAACGAGGUUGUUGGCGGAUUCAUUCGAAGCUACUUACCAAGUGACCAGCAAGAGCAAUGGCUGAGUGCUCUCAUCAUUGAGGACUCGUUUUCAUGGAGUAUCAACCCCGGAAAUCUCCUAUACGAGGGAAAUCGCACACGGGCUUGGGAUGUCCUCGACAGAGAUCCUAGCUUUCUUUCAAGUGUUCGGAAAAUGAAUACCACUCACCAAGACCGCCGAUUCAUACAUCAAAUGUUAUCUGAGAUGGAAAAUAUUGGCAUUAUAAGUGUAUUGAAAUGUUUUGAGCCCUCAUUUGGUCAUCCUUUGGUACUUGAAGGCACCGACGGACAUGAGGACCUCUACUUCUCAUAUUACCUCAACCCUCUCAGUGAAAACACAGUCUCGAAGUUCGAAGGUGUCGCUCAUCAUCUUUUCACCUCCCUGUGCAACUUCCCUCGAGGGGUUAAAGCAAAGCACCCGAGCGCAGUCUUUGCAAAGGGUCGAAUUCAUGUGCACUAUUGUGCAUGGCCUAUGACUCCAACAACACGAAUUGCCCCAUUUAGAACUCAUGAAGGCCACAUAUACAAAUGGAACUAUGUCCCAUUUGAUUAUCCGUUGGCAUCGCACCUAUGGCAGGCCCAUGUUCAAGCUGUCAUGAACAAGAGAUUCCCAUUUGUGCAUUUCUAUCAAACGACGUUCAUAAUAUCGGCAAGCCACCUGAGUGGUGCAGCUAAGAACAUAAAGAUUUUGACUGAAGCUGCCAAAAAAGAAGGCUGGAAGCUUUCUAUCCCAGAUCCAAGGAAAUGGACAGCUGACGUAGAUGAGCUUGAAGCUCCUAAUCCAUGGAAAGGGAUCUCACCGGUAGCAUUGAAGCCUUCGUCAUAG